UGGAGUCUGCUAUUACCAUGUCCAAUUAUUCAACUGGAAGAACAAGAAGAAGAAGAAAAAGAAAUUCACACAAAGAAAUGAGAAACAAUAUUCCAGGUGUCAGCUAUCCAUCACUAACCUUUAUUUUGUGUGUCAGGAAAGCUUUCAGUGUUCGGAAGCAAUAUAUGAGCGAGUAAGCAAAACACAUCACCCUUCACACCAUUCACCCUCAAUCUCUCUCUAAACUCUAAAGCUUCAAGCUUUGGCCUUUUUGAUCUCAACCCAUUUCCCUCAGAGGGAAUUACUAACAUUUCUCGCCGGAAAGUCGCCGACUUGGGUCGCCGGAUAGUUGACUCCAUGGACGUUGACUCGUGGGCCUCCAGAGUUCAUGCUGCCAAGAGCCUCUCUGCUGUUCAUGCUGCCAGGAUGCACUAUGAUAAUCAUUUUGCGUUGGACGAUUCUGAAGGAGACGAUGAAGCAAAGUCUUGUUUUCCAUGCCCUUUUUGUUAUGUAGACAUUGAGGUCCCAGUGCUCUGCAACCACUUGGAGGAAGAACACUGCUUUGAAUUCAAAAAUGCUGUUUGUCCUUUAUGUGCAGCAAAUCUUGGAAAAGAUAUUAUAGGACAUUUCAUGGUGCACCAUGCGAGCUCCUUCAAGCAUAGGAGAAAAUCUCAAAAGUCUGGUCCAUGGACUGGUAGUUCAGCAGUGAAAGCGCUACUGAGGAAUGGAAGGGCACAUGAAUCUGCACCUGAUCCUCUCCUGUCAAAUUUUGUGUGCAAUGUGUCAUUUUCAGACCCUAAUGGUAUCCCGAAAGAUGUUUGUUCUGUCAUUGAUGCCCCUAUCAUUUCCGAUACGAAAAGCGCGCCAUCUUUGCCAGAUGAAGGUUGUGAAAAGGAUAAUGAAGAGAGAAGGCAGAGGGCAACAUUUGUGCAACAGUUGAUUGCAUCAACCAUAUUUUCAGAUCUAUGAACUGCUUCUGAGCUAAAGACUUAAAGCGGAAGAUGCAGGAUAUUGAUCAUCUCAUCAGUCACCAAGGAUGCUGCUGUAUCAGUAUGUCAGUAGGCAAUGAAUCUACCGGAGCGUGGUUUUAGGAAGUCAAUCUAUAUUAGGGUAUUUACAGAGAGAAGUUAUCUUUAGAUAGAGUCAUUGUCUGCAAUGAGACACUAUGUAUACACAUGACUGUAUACUAUUUAUCCUAUAUGGCUAUUUAUAUAUUUUAGAGGCGACUUUCUUAAUGAGCAGAGCUUAAUUAUAGUAUUGAUCGAUAUAUCC
Fragaria vesca subsp. vesca is the source of this 1251-nucleotide messenger RNA. Its product is annotated as protein DEHYDRATION-INDUCED 19 homolog 5-like. The record is from RefSeq and is a predicted model, not a curated record. The transcript is spliced from 5 exons. NCBI's taxonomy places the organism in Eukaryota, Viridiplantae, Streptophyta, Magnoliopsida, Rosales, Rosaceae. Bases 337 to 948 code for a protein of 203 amino acids.